Naegleria fowleri is the source of this 2079-nucleotide messenger RNA. RefSeq lists its product as uncharacterized. The record is from RefSeq and is a predicted model, not a curated record. The transcript has 3 exons. The coding region runs from base 1 to 2079 and encodes 692 amino acids. Gene Ontology annotation, molecular function: oxidoreductase activity. NCBI's taxonomy places the organism in Eukaryota, Heterolobosea, Eutetramitea, Acrasida, Naegleriidae.
AUGAAGCCUCUCACUCACUCUUCUUCCACGCACUCAUCGUCAGCCAAAUCGCUUCUCAUGAAAAAGUUGCUUGUUCAAUUUCAAAUUCAGACAAAACAUGAAUAUCCUCAUAAUUAUGCACCUUCCAAAGGCUUUUUAGAUUGGAGUAACCAACCAAAUCCGUACCGAUCAUUUAUCGGAGAGGAUGCAAAGCCUUUACAAACGCUUUCAUUGAACGAAGAAUUAAUCUUGAACAAGGCUAAACAUUUGAAAGGAUUUGAUGAAAUAUACUUGGAACAGAAAGGAAUUUCGAAGGAAUCAUCAUCAGAGGAAUUUCUUCUUCCGAGUGGCUCGGUAGAAUUGAAUGAAAAGAGUUUGAGUGAAUUUAUGUUCUAUAGUAUGAGUUUGUCUGCUACAAAGAAAUACAAGCAUAAUAGUUGGAGUUUGAGAGUGAAUCCAUCAAGUGGAAAUCUUCAUCCGUGCGAAGUGUAUUGUAUUUUAGAUUGUGACCUGAGUGCCAUGACGGAAUCACCAUCAAAAACAGCAGUUGAGAAGCAUCAAGGAUCCUCCACUCAUGUCUAUUCGUAUCAUCCAAAAUAUCAUGCAUUGCAAUUAAGAAGUGAAUGGAAGACGAUUUCACUUGUGAACGAUCUAUUACUUUCAUCCAAACCAAAUCAAGUCAAACAUGAUGAUUGGAAUAGAUUUUUUGCAGUAGGAUUAUGCACAGUGAAUUAUCGAGAAACUUGGAAGUAUGGAAUUCGUUCAUACCGAUAUUCUCAAUUGGAUUCUGGACACGCCAUUGCUGCAUUGAAAUAUAGCGCCUCGUUAUUUGGUUGGGAUUGUAUUGUCCUCAAUGAUCACCCUCUUGUGACUUCAAAAUUAAUGGAAACCGUUUUAGGAUUAGACCAGUUUAAUGAGACUGAAAUGAAAGAGUAUGAGAGGGAAAAGGAAAAAUUCGAAGCAAUUCUUUUGAUAGACACAAAACCAAAAUUCAAGCUCAAUCACGAAGGACUGCACAUCGAAAAUACUCCUCCAGUUUCAAUGUAUCACGUUUCCAUUUUACACGAAAAAACUCAUCUCUGUAAUGACAUGAUGAAUGGAAAAAUCAAAGCACAAAGAUAUGGAAAACCAAAUUUAUUGUGCAGCGAGCAUCAACAUUGGCCUCAAAUGGAGCCAAUUCCAGAACUGUGCAACUUGACGAAGCCAUAUCCAUGGUCAUUGUUGUCUAAUCAUGAUCGAUCCUUGAAUGAUCUUUUCAAGAGAACACCGAUCCAAUUUUUAGAUGCGCUUCCCUGUACGCUCACCGCUCAACAAGUAAUUAGAACAAGAAGAAGCGCUCAAAAUUUUGACGGUGUCACAGUUAUUGAAAAUAAGGACCAAUUUUUCUCCAUGUUGGAAAAACUAUUGCCAUCUCGAUAUCCUUCAUUAUGGAGAUGUCUCUCUCCAUACGAUAACUUUACCCAAAAUGGUUGUAAUGUUCAUCUUGUUAUAUUUGUUCAUCGAGUGAAAGGACUGGAAAGAGGAAUGUAUCUUUUAUAUAGAGGACUUGAGAAUAUGAAUGAUAAAAUAACGAGUGAGAACGUUCUCAAUAAGAUCAAACAGGAUUGGAACAUGAGUUUUGAUUGGCACAUGAUAGAUCAAAAACUCCCUCUUUUCAAACUUGUCUCCAACGACUUGAGAAAAUUUGCAAAACUUUCUUCAUGUGUGCAAGAUAUUGCAAGUGAUAGUUGUUUCAGUAUGGCAAUGGUCACAUUUAACUUUGGAACUCAUAUUGAAAAGAAGGGUCCAUAUGGAUUUAAAGAAUUGUACUGGGAAGCUGGAUAUAUUGGUCACAUUUUGUAUUUAGAAGCAGAAAGAAUGGGAUUGAGAGCAACUGGUAUCGGAUGUUUCUUUGAUGAUACCAUUCUAGAAAAUGUUUUACAAGUUGAAGAAGAAGACUCAUAUUCUGUUUUGAAUGAAAUUGAUGAUAGUGAAAAUUCAGACAUUGAUGCAAUUCAAAAUUAUCAAGAUUUGUAUCAUUUCACAAUUGGAAAACCUGUGGAAGAUAGUAGAAUUCAAAAUGUUUCUCCAUAUAUUGAAAAUUAUGAUAAAUUUGAAUGA